This is a messenger RNA of Grus americana (Whooping crane), 7024 nucleotides long. It is a transcript of the gene P2RY1, whose product is annotated as purinergic receptor P2Y1. The coding region runs from base 351 to 1442 and encodes 363 amino acids. Gene Ontology annotation, biological process: phospholipase C-activating G protein-coupled receptor signaling pathway; relaxation of muscle; platelet activation. Gene Ontology annotation, molecular function: G protein-coupled ATP receptor activity; ATP binding; A1 adenosine receptor binding. The transcript has 2 exons. Gene Ontology annotation, cellular component: plasma membrane. The record is from RefSeq and is a predicted model, not a curated record. Lineage: Eukaryota; Metazoa; Chordata; Aves; Gruiformes; Gruidae.
UCCCGCCCGCCCGUCCGCAGUCCGCCCGGGGCCGGCGCGCAGCCUCCCGUAGCAGAGGGGCUGCGGGCGCUCUCCCCGCGGCGGCGGUGCCGCCAUGGAGGGGCGUCCAGCGCCCGAGGCGCCGUAGAGCCGCUGCCCCCGGCCGCCCUGCCCUGCCCUGCCCGGCGAUGGGAGCCGGCUCGGCCGGGGCAGCUGCGGGCGGGACGCCGCCCCCCGCCGGGCGGACGCUGCCGGCGGCGAGGAGAGGCGAGCGCGGGCUGCGAAGGGCGCCGCGGGAGGCAGAUGCGUUACUGUUCCUGUAGAGACUUUCUCGCUUCACCUCAGGCCUAUGUGACUCUGGUGGAAGGAUCAUGACCGAAGUCCUGUUCUCUGCUGCUUUGAAUGGAACUGAACCCAACCUGUUAUCCAGCAGCGGCUGGUCUGUGGGAAACGCCACCACCAAGUGUUCCCUUACUAAAACUGGCUUCCAGUUCUAUUACCUGCCCACUGUCUAUAUUCUGGUCUUCAUCACUGGGUUUUUGGGCAACAGCGUGGCCAUCUGGAUGUUUGUCUUCCAUAUGAGGCCUUGGAGCGGCAUCUCAGUUUACAUGUUCAACUUGGCGCUAGCCGAUUUCUUGUAUGUCUUGACUCUGCCUGCCCUCAUCUUUUACUACUUCAAUAAAACCGACUGGAUCUUCGGAGAUAUCAUGUGCAAGCUGCAGAGGUUCAUCUUCCAUGUGAACCUGUAUGGCAGUAUUUUGUUUCUAACUUGCAUAAGCGUGCACAGGUACACGGGAGUGGUGCACCCCUUGAAGUCGCUGGGGAGGCUGAAGAAGAAGAACGCGGUGUACAUCAGCACCCUGGUCUGGGUCAUCGUGGUGGCCGUGAUUUCUCCAAUACUGUUCUACUCGGGAACGGGGAUAAGGAGAAACAAAACCACGACGUGCUACGACACAACAGCCGAUGAUUACCUGAGAAGUUACUUCAUUUACAGCAUGUGCACCACAGUGCUUAUGUUCUGCAUCCCGUUCAUACUGAUUCUUGGUUGCUAUGGGCUAAUUGUGAAAGCUUUGAUUUACAAAGAUUUGGACAAUUCUCCUCUCAGGAGAAAGUCAAUUUACCUGGUUAUUAUUGUGUUGACGGUCUUUGCUGUGUCUUACCUUCCCUUCCACGUGAUGAAGACCUUAAAUCUAAGAGCCAGGGUGGAUUUUCAGACUCCACAAAUGUGUGCCUUCAACGAUAAGGUUUAUGCCACGUACCAAGUGACGAGGGGUCUGGCCAGCCUCAACAGCUGCGUCGACCCUAUCCUUUACUUUCUGGCAGGUGAUACCUUUCGAAGGCGGCUUUCCAGGGCGACCAGGAAAUCGUCCAGAAGAAGUGAACACAACGUGCAGUCCAGAAGUGAGGAAAUGACUCUCAAUAUUUUAUCUGAGUAUAAACAGAACGGAGAUACAAGUUUGUGAACGAAUGCAAAAGAUUUGAGAACAGUUUGAAAAAAUCCUCCGCUUUGAGACAGUAGGACACUGUAGUGCUACAAGUGUGUGAGAAAAGCUACCAGUCUCUCAAAUUCAUUUUAGAUAAAGCGUCGUUUUCAGAUGUUAGAAAAAGCUUAACAAAGUAAGUGGAAGAAUUUUAAUGGAAAAUAACGUGUCAAAAUCCAGCUUUCCUUCUCCUUUCAAUAUUCUCAUUUCUUUCUGACUUGUGUCAGAUAAAGUAAAAUGAAGUAAAUCCCCUAAAGGAAGAAAGCAAUCCGAGUGCUUCUCUUUUAAUGACUUAGUCUCCCACAUUCAAAAAUGUUCUCAGUCAGCCUCCCUUUAAAAAUAGGAAAUAAAAAUAAGGGCGGGCAGCAUCUUCUGAGGCUCAGUCCACAUACCUAGCCUUUCACUCACUUGCCGCUGUAAACAAGUAUUUAAGUGAAAGUCACGAUGCAGUUCUCACCUUUACAGUUUUGUUAUUUCUUCAUCUACUUCUAGUGUUGAUAAUUACUUGAUAGUUCAGUAGCAUUUAUGAUUCAGUCUUCUUUGAGUGCCGGUGUUUUACAAAAGGUAGGCUUACUGAUGUGUGCAUGAUUAUGCUUUCAGAUUACGAUGGUUGUUCAUGAAAAAUCUGGACCCCCCCCUUAAAGGCAAAUUGGCUUCCAGGUGAACUGACACCUCAGCCACGGGCAGACGAGCAGGUCUCUCUAGGAGCCGGUGUGAGCAGGCGCCUGCUUUGCACGCGCACGUAGCGGUGCCUUUCGCGAACAGAUGUCAGUGUGCAAACGCGUGUGGAGGCAAUUUGGUUCUGAGCAGCCGAUGGUCCGAUCCUGCCUUCCGUGCUGAGGAAGACCGGCGUGUUGUCAGCCGGAGGAACCGCGGGACGGGGCUGAGCACGGGCUGGGCUCGCCUGGGGAGCGCCUGGGGCGAGCCGCCCUUCCCCAAGGCUGACCAACGUCUCGCUGCAGCGCCAGCGCUCGACUGCCGGUGUUGGGAGCCGUGCUGGAGUUCUUUACGGGUAAAACAUGAGAAAUGCGUAUGCUGAAAAUAACUGUACCUUUUAGACAAGUAAAACUACGGUUGCUCGAGUUACCCACGUUUUCAUUUGGUACAAGAGUAUUUCUGUUCCUGGCAAUCUUUAGAGAUAACACAAGAGUUGUUUCCUUAGAAAAUAAUUAUUAAAAUGAAUAAUAUAAAUGGAUUCUAUAUUGUAUAUCUAUUAAAAAAAUGGGGGAAUUAAAUUUUUUUGCACUGUGACAAAUAAAUUACUGUAUUAACAAGAUGUUGCAAUAUACUACAGACUAAAUCUGGCCCUUUAUUAUAUAUCUUCUCCAAAUGUGGAAUAGGUCAUCCAAAAUUAGUCUAACUGCAGUAUUGUGCAACACAAGAGGUAGUGAUCAGAGCGCAGACGAAAUCUUACAUGGGCAGUCGUACUCGUUUCUCAUAUUUUUAAGAAAUGUAUUUGAAAAUAUUGUGUGCUAAAAAUGGUAGGAAAGCAUGCUCUAAAUUAUAAAUUUAGUGUACAAAAUUAAGUUCUGUGUAAUCCUAAGGGUGACUUUAGCAGAUCUUUGUUCCUCCAGUCUUCAUAGUAAGAGUAAAAUAUUUUACUUACUAAUUUCCAGUGAUUGGUAACAAACAAGAAUAGCUCUAGUUUAUUAUUUUUUUUGGCAACAUUGUAAAGCAGCUUCUGUUCACACGUACAGCUUCUUAAUCUGCAAAAUCCCUAUUUAUUGAACUUAUUUAUUAGAAAGCUAAAUGUAAAGUAUGUAAAGUGUGGUUCUCCGUGUUCAUACUCAGAAUUGGGCAUUAAUGGAAAAUUUAACAGCAUGUUUCAAUCACUGUAAUACUGUGUCUUCUAACAGAACAUCUUUAUAAUAAACUCAAUUCCACCCUGAGUAUUCACUGUUGAUAUGAAACCUAGUGAUAAAUUAAGCUGCUGAUUUAUAGCCUAGAGAUAAAUUAAACUGCUGCUUAGGAAGCAGAGCUUCUCAAAGCAAUGUUAAGAUCUCAUUUAGCCCUAUAAGAUGAAAAAUGUAGAGGUAGCGAAGAAAUCCCAACCAAGGGUCAAUUGCUAAGUAAUCCCUACUGACAAAAGACUGUGGAACGGCACAGCCUAUUUAUAUCACCAGAGAAUGAGCCUGGUUCACAAUAAAUGACUUCUGCUAUUAUGUGAUUAUUUGAGACUUCAUUCAGCUGAGGCAUGUCUUGUUUGGAAUGGCAGAUGAAUUAAAUGGAGAGAUAGCAUAAAAAUAGGAUAUUCUCUGAAUCUGCUUCUCUAGGUUUAAAAUCGUAUUUGUUUCCCAGCAUUUCGUGGUCUAUUUCUCCCUUUCAGUUAGGAAAUAAAAUGUUGCGCUAAUCCACGUCUGAAAAAAGAUCCUAAGCAGACACAGCAGAAUGUAAAACCCUACACCCAGGUUGGUCCUUAUGUAGUUGCUUGGCGUCUUUUUGCAAUAUGUCUCUCUAAUAUGGCAAAGUUGGCUGACUCUGACGGUGCGUGCGAAAUCCAAGGGCAACAGAAUUCUGCGGGCCCAGCUAGAGCCGGCUGAGCGUGCGGGAGGAGAGAGCCUGGCCCGGAGGGACGCCCAGCCGGAGAUGUGCCCUCUGGAGCUCGGGUGGCCGCUCUGCCGGUGCUGCCCCGCGGUCUUCUGGGUCUGGAACACCUGCGGCGUCCUGUGCCUUCCUUGGGAGCCGUUGGAAGCUCUCUCCGUUUCAUCUUGCCUCGCUGAAGAGAACUGUGCAGCCGGCCAGAUGAUUCACCCGGUCCGUUACUGAGGUCUCUUCUGGUAGUUUACUUAAUGAAGAUCACUACUGGUGAUCAGCCAUGGUGUCUUCACCUCACAGAAGCGUGCGGGAGCAGAACGCCCAGCGCCGAGACGGAUCAUUAAACACCUUUUGCGUGCAGUUUACUUUCCAUCUUUCAGAUCCUGUGACCUGCGGAGCUAACCCCUCGAACCGCAUCCUGCUCCGACGUGGCUCCCUGCUGCACACACACCGAGAUGUCGCAGCCAGCUCUGAACCCAGCUGGGACUUGAAGCUGAGCCUCGCAAUCUCACGGAAAGUUCCCGCGCUGGUUUUAAGCGUUGCUGUAUUCGACGCGGCGUAGUUGGAACCACAGCAAAAUCUCACCAAAUUGUGUCUCCUCCCACACGAUUGCUUUUUACCUGCCACAGGACAGACUGGUGUCUGUUGGGCCAUCCCGUCAGAGGCAGCCGGUCGGACACGGGGGAUUGGAUGCCACCAGGACAAAACCUGAGCAGAUCUCCAGGCAGCGUGGUGGCUGGAGCCAUUAGCUCCUGGGGAACUUGGCAAGACUGUUCUCAAGCAUUUGCCUUUUGGCACUUACCCCUACUAGAAUCUGUCUGCGGAAGACAGUGAGUCCCCAGCCUUAGGCGAUCCCUGUGUUUAUCCACGAACCUCUGCGAUGGGCCUGCUCGGGGAAGCCUUUCCCUGAGCCACCCGACUGGAGUCUCUCACCUAUCCAACAUGCAAAGAGAAUGCAAUCUCAGCCACAGCCUUUGGGCCGUUAAUUAAUAAGCAACGAUGACGGUGGGUUGUGUUUGCUAGGAAUGAGAUUCAACUCGACGCCUCACUGCAUGAAGACCACCUACAAGUUCCACUUUCCCUCGUGCUGUAUUAGCCUUCAACUAGCAAAUGAGAUUAAACAUUUUGUGAUUUCACGGUCGUGCUUUUAACCUAUUUUUCUUCUGGGUAUAUUUGGGAAUCUUUUAAUAACUACAAAUCAUUCACUGAAGACGCCAAAAGCUUUGAAGUAAAUAGUUAUUUAGAGCUUAAGUUUUGCCAAAGCGUUCUACAGUGAUCCACGCCGAAACAAAUUAUUAUUCAUUAGCUAUAUUUUGCUUCCUCCAGCUCACCGGGUUAAUUUUUUUUCUCAUUUAUGCCCAUUAACUCCCACAUAUGGUAAUCUUUAAUACAAAAUGAAAUCAGUAUGAAACCUGCACAUGAUCCGCUGUCAGGUUGUACAUUUUCGUAACAGAGCACGUAGGAUUUUUUUGUUUUAAUCCAGUCCGUAAGACACCAAGUUAAUGAAAUAAUGAUCGGGCAUAGGGGAACCAGCAGCGUCUUCCCUGCCCCUGCUUUGGGAUUGCCCCGGGCGCCCCGGUGAGCUGCCCCCCACCCCAGCCCCGUACCAGGGGACCGGGGAGCUGCAGGGCCGUGUGUGCGCUGACCCCACGGGUGACUGCCUUCCUCCUAACGCCCCAGCGCGGCCCAAACCCUCAGGGUCGCGCCAGGUUGUCCUGAGCCUGGCGUCCCCCUCUUUCUCCAUGAGGAGGGGCGGGGGGGGGCGCACACAAGGCCCCGGGUGCAGAGUGCCCGGCCGAGCAGCGGGAGCCCCGGGGAGCGGGUGCUGCUGCCCUGGCUGCUCCGGCCGCAGGGCUGAGCCGUCUGGAGCCCGCCGAGCCAAAGGCGCCUGUCCUGCCCACUGCGGUGCCACCGGGAGCCGGGCAGAAGGCAGAAGGCAGCCCGGGCAGGGCUGCUCCCCCCGUGCCCCCUCAGACUGUCCUGCCUGCAGUCAGGGCUGCAGCAGCUGGGCCUGCUGGCCCCGGGGGCUGGGACACCGCAGCUGGCUAAUUGCCUUCCUGGGAUUCUUUUUGUCCCUCGUUACUAGAUUUUUGUCUUCAGAUUGGCUCAGAACAAAAACAUUAAUAAAGUGUGCUACGCCUUACCACAGGUGUUGCUUAUUUCUGUGACAAGCUCCUUAGUUUUCGAGGCCAUAGAGUGCGGUUUGUUACCCGCCGUGGCCAGUCUCCGCCUCUGGUAACACUUCUGAAGGAAGCUAUAGGCCUGACCUUGAACUAGAACAUGAAAAAUGUCCCCGAGCUCCCGAGCAGCCGCGUUCGACAGCUGCCGGGGGACGGCGGAGGCUGCAGGGGAGCUGCUGGCCCUCGUGUGGAAGUUCGCUUGGCCCUACGCUAAAAGCUCUUAACUUUAAAAAAAAAACCACCAACCACCACCCCCAAUAACUAUAGCUGCUUGACUAGGACCCCGCUCCCGUUCGCUGUGCCGUUUCUAACUUCAGGUGCUUUGCGCUGAAUCAGAAUCCACUACAGAACAGUAUUUCUGGAGCCUAACUGUAUUGGCACAGUAAUUUCAAAUACUUUGAAGACAUGAGACUUGUGAAUUAAAACCACUACUUAUUUUGUGGCUAUGAAUUAGAGUGUGCUUCAAGGGUAUACGUGAAAAUGUUUAUUUUUCUAUUGUACUGUGAUUUUAAUAUUGUUGAGUAAGUUCAAUUUUUUGUAAAUACUAGUGAAAUUUGACUGCAAUAUCCUCAGAGACAGUGUUACUUGGUACUUAAGCUCAGGCUAUGUAACUGCUUUAAUUAAAUUGUAGUUAAAAAAAAAUCCCCUUAUUUGUCUAUAAUUUUAACGAAUAAAAAGAUUUUGUUUUUUUAAUAAAGCACGGGGUUGUUUGCAUGUGCAUUUACUGUUAGGCAUGGCUUUUGAAGUCGUAACUAUUUUUAGUGGCAGCAGAAGUGCAGCCACAGAGUUACUGGCACUGUACCUAGCAACCCUACUUUGAAACUGCUCCAAUAAAAUUAUGAAACACUU